Molecule: messenger RNA, 436 nt
Organism: Mesitornis unicolor (brown roatelo)
Lineage: Eukaryota; Metazoa; Chordata; Aves; Mesitornithiformes; Mesitornithidae
Product: T-box transcription factor TBX21-like
Exons: 3
Biological process (GO): cell fate specification; positive regulation of DNA-templated transcription; regulation of transcription by RNA polymerase II
Cellular component (GO): nucleus
Molecular function (GO): RNA polymerase II cis-regulatory region sequence-specific DNA binding; DNA-binding transcription factor activity, RNA polymerase II-specific
Source: RefSeq, a predicted model, not a curated record
GCGUAUGUUCCCAUUCCUCAGCUUCAACCUCUCAGGGCUCAACCCCGUGGCCCACUACAGUGUCUGCGUGGAUGUGGUGCUGGGGGACCAGCACCACUGGCGCUACCAGGGCGGCAAGUGGGUGCAGUGUGGCAAAGCCGAGGGCAACAUGCCAGGGAACCGCCUCUACCUGCACCCCGACUCGCCCAACACAGGCGCCCACUGGAUGCGGCAGGAGGUCUCCUUCGGGAAGCUGAAGCUCACCAACAACAAGGGCGCAUCCAACAACGUGGGCCAGAUGAUCGUGCUGCAGUCACUGCACAAGUAUCAGCCCCGGCUGCAUGUGACGGAGGUGAAGGAGGGCGAGGGCGAGGAUGCGUACCCCUCCCCACACACCCACACCUUCACCUUCCCCGAGACACAGUUCAUCGCUGUCACAGCCUACCAGAACGCUGAC